CUUUUAUUCACUCUCUAACAGCGGUCAAUAGCGGUAUGUUGGGAUUUUAAGUGGAGAGUAUCUUUUUUCAUGUCGCAUAGAGGAAAAUAAUAGAUUUAUUAAAAGAAGAGACAUAAGAAUAUAAUGGAAGAAGAGCUCAAGUGCCCAAUUUGCAAGAAAUUCUAUACUAAUCCAGUUCUUCUUAACUGUGGCCAUUCUAUUUGCCUCGCUUGUGCAGUAGGCUUACAAUCUCCAGCUAUACAAUCCGAUUUUGAGCAACAGGAUUUUGAUAAGCUCUCGUUGAAUAGUGAAACCGAUUCUGGAAUAAUUUGUAGUAGCCGACCGAAUAGCUACAUUGGUACGCCAAAUUCAGCUAGCCUAUUGGCUCUACAGUCAACAGUAGUACUGCAAUGCCCAGUUUGUAAGCGGCUGAUUUGGUUAGACGCCUCGCAAGGGGCUGCGGCACUGACAAGGAACCGAGCCUUAGCUAGAAUAGUAGAAAAACAAAGAAAAGACGAUAUGCAAUAUUGUCAAAUAUGUGGAGAGGAGGCAACGGACAUUUGCGAACAGUGUGAAGUGUUUUACUGCAAAACCUGUAAGCAAGCAUGCCAUCCCAACAGCGGCCCGUUAUCAAAUCAUAACUUUAUAGCUGCAAACGAAGGUUCAACUGUAUUAAAACUAAAGCAGGAUGGAAACUGCAAAGAACAUUCUCAAGUUUUAUCAACCUACUGUAUGGACUGUAAAAUUCUGGUAUGUUCGGUUUGCUGUCAGAGACAUAUUGAUCACGAAUCGGUACCGAUUGGCAAUGCGUCAAAGGCUCAAAAGAAUCGAUUAUCGCUAAGAUUACAACAACUAAGCGAAAAGGCAAAGACAGCCAGCGAAUUUUGUCAAAGGUUGAAGAGUGCAGAGAAUGAAAUCGAAACGAACGCCUACCAAUUACAAGCCAAUCUAGUUGAGCAGUUUGAUCGUUUGAUGAGGUCGAUAACCACUAAAAGGGAUAAACUAGUCGAACAGAUUGCCAAAGAGAGGGAAGUUAAAUUACAGCAAUUAAGGGAUCGAGCGACUGACUGCAAAAGGCAAUUACAAAAGACUAACGGUUUUAUACAAUUUUCCAUCGAAUUAUUAAAGGAGAGUGAUUCAGUUGCCUUUCUUCAAACGGCAUCUCCAAUGAUGUGCAGAGCUGCCGAGGCGGAAAGAUUCUUCCUUAAGAAGUUUGACAGGGAAACUGUAGCCACUGAAUUUGACAUUGCAGUUGAUCUUCAUCCAGUAACUGAAGUUGUAGAAAAUAUUAAAUUUACUCCCCUCCAACCGCCCAAAUCACCUAAAAUUGUAAGAAAUCGAUGUUCAGUUCAGGGUAAUAGCGUAACGGUUGCCUGGUUAGCACAAGCCGACAAUUUUGUACUAGAAUUGGAUGACGGAUCAGGAGAAAACUUCCAUAAAGUUUACUCAGGCAAAGAUAGAGUUUGUACGGUAGAUGGCCUCCUGUACGGAACAGUUUACAAAGCUAGAGUUGCCGCUUUCAACUCGGCUGGAGGUAGCCCUUAUAGCCCAUGUGUUAGCUUUCAAACGGAACAAAGUAGCUUUAACUUUAACCGUCAAAGUGUUCACGUAGACGAUGAAGAUUUAUUCAGAAUAUGAACAGUUUUAUUUCAUUAAAAAAUCCCCAAUAAUAUCCAUCUGUAUCUAUUGUACAUACAUAUACUGUAUUAAUAUAUCUUGAUACGAAAAAUAUAAUAAAUAUAGAACAUAUACGUCUAUUUACAAUACAG
Messenger RNA from Dimorphilus gyrociliatus, 1748 nucleotides. Lineage: Eukaryota; Metazoa; Annelida; Polychaeta; Dinophilidae. The record is from the annotation of a GenBank genome assembly.